AUGUGCACCGCGGGCCUGAGUGACCUGGAAGAGAUCCCGCUGGACGACGAUGACACCGGGAGCAUCGAGUUCCAGAUCUUGGCUUACUAUGUCAAGCACCACGUCUUCAAAAACCACGCUACUCUCUUCUCGCCCCAACGGCCACGGACGCGCAGCUUGUCCCAGAAAGGACUGGGGAGCUGGUCAGCCACCGAGUCGUGGCCCCCUCUGCCGUGGGCAGGCAGACAGCCCUCGCCCGGCGAACAGACCAUCAACCUCACCAAGAAAAAGUCUUCUUGGAGAGCGCUCUUCGGCGUCACGGAGAAGGAAGAGUCCCCGAGCCCUCGUGAGAGCACCCAAAGCCCCAGAGUAGAGAAGUGCGUGGCGGGACCCCCCGGGCGUCAGUGGACCCGGUCCCUCUCGAAUGCGGACCAGCGCGUGGAACUCAAAGCUGUGGACCCCAAAGUGGUCUCUGUCGCCAACCGCGUGGCCGAGAUCGUCUACUCCUGGCCGCCCCCGGAAGAGCCCGUCUUCCAGGGACCUGCCCGGGAGGCCAAAGGGAACUUCCUGCAGCUGGUGCUCUACGGCCCGGGUCCGACCACCUCAGCCCGCAGCACCAGUGCCAAGAAAGAUGGAGAAGACCAGGCAAUCGCCAAAAUCGUCGAGCUGUUGAAAUAUUCAGGGGACCAGCUGGAAAGAGAGUUGAGGAAGGAUAGGAACCUGAUGAGCAGCUUCCCGGACGGGCUGACCUACGCCCUCUUCAGGACCAUCACAGACCAGUUCCUCAGGGGCGUGGACACCAGAGGCGAGUCCGAGGUCAAGGCCCAGAGCUUCCGGGCCGCGCUGGCCAUCGACGUCAUGACCAAGCUCACGGCUCUCGACACCCACCCCAUGAGUCGGGUGCUGGGCUUCGGAGCCAAGUACCUGAAGGAGCACUUCUCGCCCUGGGUGCAGCAGCACGGCGGCUGGGAAAAAGUCUUUGGCGUAACCCAGGAGGAAGUGGACUGA
Messenger RNA from Sorex araneus (European shrew), 987 nucleotides. It is a transcript of the gene BCL2L14, whose product is annotated as BCL2 like 14. The transcript has 5 exons. Bases 1 to 987 code for a protein of 328 amino acids. Gene Ontology annotation, biological process: regulation of apoptotic process. Lineage: Eukaryota; Metazoa; Chordata; Mammalia; Eulipotyphla; Soricidae. The record is from RefSeq and is a predicted model, not a curated record.